AUGUCUUUGCUUACCUGUCAGGAAAGCAGGAGUUACUGCCACCACAUUGUGAAGGCAGGAGAUGAAUUGAAUUUCUACCAGUGUUUUGAAAAUCUCAACUGCAUGUUGGCCACUAUCAAGUCUGCAACUGAAGAACUGGAAAUCAUGAUGGAGAUGCAAGAUCCCAAUGAAUGGCCUACUUACCUUUCUAUGUGUUUGCCAACAGUGCUGCUGGCACCACCAACACCAUCAACCAUUGAAACACUUGACAACAUUCUUGAGGUUUUACCACAUCCCACAGCAACAGAGAGCCAAGUUGGGGUUGAUCAGAUGCAACAAGAAACAUUUUGGGUCAGGGACAGAAUCCCAACUUGUUGCAUGGUGGAAGAGAAUCAGGUACUCAGUGAACCAAAAAGAAUGAAUGGAAAUCAGCAUGAGCCCAUCACCAGGGUAUUUAAAUAUUGGGUGGAUGAAGAGAACAAAGCACUCCUUGAAUAUGGCAAGCUGCACAAAUCAAAAUCUGUUGUCUGGAAAGGAAAAAGUUGGACAGCUGAAGAAAACAAAAAGCUCCUUGAACUGAGAGAGGCAUAUCCUGACAAAGACUGGUGUGAUAUUUUGGAACACUUUCACAUUCAAAGUCUUUCUGCUUGCAAGGUCCAUUAUGAAUGGAUCAUCAAGAGGAGAUGA
Molecule: messenger RNA, 666 nt
Organism: Coccidioides immitis RS
Lineage: Eukaryota; Fungi; Ascomycota; Eurotiomycetes; Onygenales; Onygenaceae
Exons: 4
Coding region: 1-666 (221 amino acids)
Source: RefSeq, a predicted model, not a curated record